Messenger RNA from Grosmannia clavigera kw1407, 348 nucleotides. RefSeq lists its product as uncharacterized. The transcript has a single exon. NCBI's taxonomy places the organism in Eukaryota, Fungi, Ascomycota, Sordariomycetes, Ophiostomatales, Ophiostomataceae. The record is from RefSeq and is a predicted model, not a curated record. Bases 1 to 348 code for a protein of 115 amino acids.
AUGUCCGAGAAGACGCAGCCGUGGAAGAAGGCUUGGCCACCGACCGAGUACCAGGCUGCUUCUGCUUCUGCUACUGCUGCUGCUGCUGCGACGCCCAUCGACUUUGGCGUUGCAGAAGGUGACAUCGUCGUUGUCGACGGCACGGCCGCCAACGUCAAGCCGGCCGCACCGUUGCGGCUGCACCGGUCCGAGAAGACACAGCCGUGGAAGGCGAGCUGGACGGGCCACGCCGCCUCUGCUGCAGCAUGUGCCACCAGCAGCGUGGACUAUGGCGUCGCCCAGGGCGACACGGUCGUGGUCGACGGCACGGCAGCCAGCGUGAAGCCGAGCGCCAAGGUCCAGGCAUGA